AUGAGUAUGUCUUUCAAGCCACAAAAUACGAAGGUUGCUGCGACAAAGCGAAUAAUAAGAGAUUUGAAAGAUCUUAACAAACUUCCAAUACCUGGACUCGGUGUUACUUGUCCUGAUGAAUCAAAUCCAUUUGUUUUACAUUGCAACGUAUUGAUAAAUGAUGGACCCUAUCAUGGAAUCAUGAUUCAUUUAAUUCUUCGUAUUCCAGAAGAUUAUCCAUUGACAGGUCCGGCUGGAAAUAUAGCACCUGGCUUAGAAUUCGAUUCUAGAUAUCAUGGUCAUAUUCAUGAAGACUAUAGAAAUGGACAUGCUUUGUGUAAUGAUUUACUGACGAAUUACGCUUCUUAUUUUCGCGCUAUCGAUGGAGGUACCAUCAAACAAGCCAGUGGUUGGAGUCCUGGUUAUACUUUAUCAACAGCACUCCUUCAAAUCGUUACAUUUUUUGCAGAUCCUGAUCUUAGUUUUAAGCCCUCUUCAGAGAGCAUUGCUCAUCUCCGUGGUAUGGUGAAAAAUUUCACAUGUACAACAUGUGGUCAUUCGUAUGCCAAUCCAAAUCCGGCUAUAAUCGGUUAUAAUGAGAAAAAGUCAGAUGAAAAACAAACAAAAGAAGAAACCAUGUUGAAAAAAGAAGAAGAAGAAGAACUAUUGAAAUCCAAGCGUGAACUAAUGGAAAAAUUAACAUGUGGUGUAACAAAACAAAAUGUCAUAGAAGAUAAAAUUUGUCUUGGUUAUCCGUUAUUAGUUACACGUGAUAAUCGUGGUCGAUUGUGGCCAGAAAUUGUUUUGGAACUUAUUUCUUAUGACGCAUACGUUGCAGAAAUACAGAAAUCGGGUGGAGAAAAAUUAGAUUUUUAUGAAAAUUUAAAAUUUCGUUCUGUCACAGGAGCAGAUUACAAUCAUUGGUUGCCCUUGUAUAUUAAUUGGAAUCAUUUUCAACAAGGACAAACAAUUAUUCAAAAUAGUAUUAGUGUUAUUUACAAUGGGACUGCUCAAGGUGGUGCAAGAUAUGAUUUUAUGCCAUACAUGGCAUUGAGUGUGUUGACUACUCUAAUGAAUAAAUCAGCUGUUCGUUUAUUUAAUGGUCAAAUGUAUGAAUCAACACAAGCGAUAGAAGCAUAUUGCCAUUUUUUACGUUUAUUAAUGCAUUUUAUUGAUCUUUUUCCUGCAUUAGAUUAUAGAAUUAAUCAAAUUGUGGAAAAAUUCACAACAGCAUUAGAUGGUCGUAAUAAAAAGGUAGUACCUGAUAUUGGUGAAUUUUUGAUACAAAUCGCGUUANAAAAAAAUACCACAUAA
Messenger RNA from Rotaria sp. Silwood2, 1293 nucleotides. NCBI's taxonomy places the organism in Eukaryota, Metazoa, Rotifera, Eurotatoria, Philodinida, Philodinidae. The record is from the annotation of a GenBank genome assembly.